GGCACGAUUGCGAACGGACCUUUCCCGCAACAUAAUUGGGAACAUUUUUACCUGAUUUUUUUCUUCGGCCUUGUCAGAUUUGGUGUUAGGCUCGGUCCACACCAAAGAAGAGUCCGGUGGCAGUGUGCACGUGGUACCACAAUAAAAUUAGAAUGUGAUAAAAUGUGCACAUCGCAUCACCAUCACUGUUUUGGACUGCUUUGAUGGAUGUAUACAUUAAAAUGUGUGUCUCUAGCACUUUCAGUAGAAUCCAGGAGAGACCGAGUGAUAAUUAAUCAGAUGGAAUCUCUUGCGGAUAUGUUUCGAAUGGAAUUCCAAAAUGAUAUGAAUGCUGUAAACACUGAUUUAAAAUAUUCAAAACAAUAUAGAAUUACGAAAUAUUUCGUUAAAGAUUUGGAGAAUGUUCCUUUAAAAUAUAGGUACACAAAAAAAUGGUCAGAAGUAGAGGUUCCCGUUUAUUCACAUAGUGAUCGGCUCAUUAAUGAAAUUAACAUUGCAUUUUCAAUGUGUGCACAGCGAUUUAUUACGGACCCAAUGCAUAGUGUUUAUCAUUAUGGAUGGAAUAACUAAGUAAUUACAUUAGAUUGCUAAACAUAAACAUGGUAAAAUAUAAUUCGCGAGCACGAGGUA
Messenger RNA from Sipha flava (yellow sugarcane aphid), 630 nucleotides. RefSeq lists its product as uncharacterized. Lineage: Eukaryota; Metazoa; Arthropoda; Insecta; Hemiptera; Aphididae. The record is from RefSeq and is a predicted model, not a curated record. Bases 208 to 570 code for a protein of 120 amino acids. The transcript is spliced from 3 exons.